This is a messenger RNA of Culicoides brevitarsis, 1239 nucleotides long. It is a transcript of the gene Ric, whose product is annotated as GTP-binding protein Rit2. The transcript has 4 exons. Gene Ontology annotation, molecular function: GTP binding; GTPase activity; GDP binding. Gene Ontology annotation, biological process: Ras protein signal transduction. Gene Ontology annotation, cellular component: plasma membrane. Lineage: Eukaryota; Metazoa; Arthropoda; Insecta; Diptera; Ceratopogonidae. The record is from RefSeq and is a predicted model, not a curated record. Bases 1 to 804 code for a protein of 267 amino acids.
AUGGCAGGAGAUCUUUCGUGUGCAGCAAAGCGCAAAGCCAAGGAACGUUCGUCGGAAUACAUCAAUUGUCGCAUCGACAAGAACGAUCAGAGCCUAACGAUGAAGACGAUGAUGCAGCCGCAACAAACGCGAAACGGUCUGCGAGUCUACAAGAUUGUCGUUCUCGGCGACGGAGGAGUCGGAAAGUCAGCGGUAACGCUGCAAUUUGUUAGUCACAGUUUUUUGGACUAUCACGAUCCGACAAUCGAGGACUCGUACCAACAACAAGCAGUAAUCGAUGGCGAAGCGGCACUUUUGGAUAUUUUGGAUACAGCGGGACAAGUUGAAUUUACUGCCAUGCGAGAUCAGUACAUGCGAUGCGGCGAAGGUUUCAUAAUUUGCUAUUCCGUAACGGAUCGUCAUAGUUUCCAAGAAGCAUCGGAAUACCGAAGACUCAUUGCUCGUGUGAGAUUAAGCGAAAACAUCCCGCUCGUGUUGGUAGCGAACAAAGUUGACUUGGAAUCGCAACGGAGAGUUUCGACGCAAGAAGGAAAAGCUUUGGCGGCACAAUUUGGAGGAUGUCCUUUUUUCGAGACAUCAGCAGCUUUGAGACAUUACAUUGACGAGGCAUUUUUCACGCUUGUACGGGAAAUCAGGAGGAAAGAAAAUGGAAGGUCGAUCGAAAAUGGAAUCAGCUCCGAGAAAUUGGCUUCGAAACGACGAGGAAGACGACGUUGGUGGCGAUUACGCUCAAUUUUUGCACUCGUAUUCCGUAAAAAACGCACGCCAUCGGGUAACAACAACAACAGUUGCGCUGAAGAGUAAAGAAAAUCUCGAUGUAACAAUUUUACUGAAUGUUUUAUCCUUCGAUGUGUACAUAAAAUACCCCAAAAUUCAUAAAAUACUUCUGAAUAUUUUGAAAAAAUUCGAUUUUCAUCAAAUUUCAGUACUUUCAGAAGUAUUUUAUGAAUUUUUUCGGGUAAACAAAAGAUAUAACGUUAAAAACCAGGACAAUAUUACCCUUAAAUAUGUGUAAAUAUAUAAUUUUACUCUAAAAAUAGCUCCUACAGAACUUAAUUUAAUACCAAAGAUCAUAACAAAAAACUUCAUUUCAUCAACUUUCAAAAAAUAAAUGGGACCAAAUGUGGGUCAAAAAACUUUCGUCACCAAAAACUUGAUGUUAACAGUUAAGAGCAAUAUUCUUCCCACAAAAACUACAAAAAAAAAUCAAAUCCCAAAGAAAAAGUGUUUCUCUAACUC